AUGCCUGAAGACUCAAGCGGUUUGCAUCCACCACGCAUGAAAUCGCAGAGGUGGAUAAAUCUGUUGCUUCUUGCUCGUCGACGGGUGGAGAAUAUGUUUCAAGAUAAUGAAACGGCCGCCAGCGACUCACUUUCACAGAUAGCCCCGACAGGCGAUGAUCAUGACGCUCGUGCCAGUGAAAUUGAGAUCGUUGAAAUACAUUCGCGCAGCAACUCCAUCAGCUCUUCGAUGGCCAGUCGCCCUGAUGGAGGGUUCGAAGAUUCCGGCUCAAGUCUUGCUCUCUCACAUGCCGACGAGGUCGAAAUGUCAGUAUAUCUUCGGGAUUCGAGCACUGUCUUCCGUUGUGGUGGCCAAACGAUAGCAGCAGAAGACCUUGGCUGCCUCCUCCCAGGGAAACGGCUCAACGACGAAGUAAUCAAUUUCUACGCAGCCUUGAUCAACCGACGUUCUCAAGAGUCGACCAAUGUAAUGGUGGAUGAGGAAGUAUUGAACGCGUAUUGCUUCAAUACUUUCUUUUACACGAAGCUAGAACGAGACGGCUAUCACGGGGGCAGGUUAUUCCGAUGGAUAAAGUUCGAUCUGUUUUCAAAGGAUAUUAUUUUGAUCCCCAUUCAUUGCUUGGACUCUCAUUGGAGUGUCUCUGCAAUUAAUCUCCGGGAAAAACGAUUUGAAUUCUACGACAGUAUGGGCCUUCGUCCGAGGAAGGUUUUCGAUAAUCUACGAAGUUUCAUGGCUCAAGAGCAUUACCACAAGAAGCAACAUCCAUUUGACUUCAGUGGCUGGGUAGACUUUGUUCAUGAUGGUCCCGAGCAAGAAAACGAUUACGACUGUGGUGUAUUUGCAUCUCAGGCCUUGCAGGCGCUCUCUCGCAGACGUUCAACCUUCAACUUUGCUCAAAACGAUAUGCAUGGUCUCCGCCAACGAAUGAUCCUAGAAAUUGGCAGGGGUAAACUAUGGAAUGAUCUCCUUACCUAUUAA
Messenger RNA from Coprinopsis cinerea okayama7#130, 978 nucleotides. Its product is annotated as ulp1 protease family protein. Gene Ontology annotation, biological process: protein desumoylation. Gene Ontology annotation, cellular component: nucleus. The record is from RefSeq and is a predicted model, not a curated record. Gene Ontology annotation, molecular function: deSUMOylase activity. Bases 1 to 978 code for a protein of 325 amino acids. The transcript has 6 exons. Lineage: Eukaryota; Fungi; Basidiomycota; Agaricomycetes; Agaricales; Psathyrellaceae.